UGUCAAAACUGCAAUUGACGGCAGCUCCGCAUCUCGACGCCCCCGAUCCGCCGUCCAACGCCCGCAACCAUGUCUGCGCCGUCUCUCGCCCCCUACAUCAUGAAGCGCCCGUGGCUGCAGCGCUGGAUGAAGCCCCUCUCCAACUGGUACUGCAAUGCCGCGGGCUACAGGCAGCUCGGCCUGAGGGCCGAUGACCUGCUCCCCGAGGAGAACGACACCGUCCAGACCGCCCUCAAGCGUCUUCGUCCCCAGGAGGCCUACGACCGUGUCUUCCGUCUCCGCCGAGCCUUCCAGCUCUCCAUGUCCCACAGCCUUCUGCCCAAGGAGGAGUGGACCAAGCCCGAGGACGACACACCAUACCUCAGCCAGCUGAUUACCGAUAUCGAGGCCGAGAUGGCUGAGCGUGAGGACUUUGAGACCAUGAUUGUCCAGAAGAGGCAGAAGAACGCUGCUGGCCACUAAGUGUAUGUACACGGGUCUGGCAUGACCCUUUUGAGUGGGGCGGAGUGAGUUUGGGGUCGCGCAAUAGAGUGUACCAUACCAAUGUCUUUUGUACAGGAAUCAUCUCCAUUGCAUUCGGACAAUCGUUCCCCUUUGCUUCGUUCUUGGCGCAUUGGAAUGUUUGAUAUGAUGUCACAAGUGUGCAGUAUGCAGUGCAGGAUUUGUGGCACAUGGACCGCGAGAGCUGAUUUCAGCGGAGAGUAUGCAAUAUCUGCGAAGCAUCUCUCAACUAGUGUCGGGGUAGUUUCUGUUACCCAGGAGCGUUCCAACCGAUCACAAACAAAGAGAGUUCACACAGGUUCUGAGUGGCGACUUUAGCGCGGCGCAACUGCAGGGAAACGCAUCGUAGACUGCAGACGAGAGACGACUGAAGCGUAUCCGGA
Messenger RNA from Exserohilum turcica Et28A, 884 nucleotides. RefSeq lists its product as uncharacterized. Lineage: Eukaryota; Fungi; Ascomycota; Dothideomycetes; Pleosporales; Pleosporaceae. Gene Ontology annotation, biological process: mitochondrial electron transport, ubiquinol to cytochrome c. The transcript is spliced from 4 exons. The record is from RefSeq and is a predicted model, not a curated record. The coding region runs from base 70 to 462 and encodes 130 amino acids.